Messenger RNA from Bufo bufo (common toad), 1144 nucleotides. RefSeq names its product pleckstrin homology domain containing B1 (gene PLEKHB1). NCBI's taxonomy places the organism in Eukaryota, Metazoa, Chordata, Amphibia, Anura, Bufonidae. Gene Ontology annotation, biological process: regulation of cell differentiation. The transcript has 8 exons. Gene Ontology annotation, cellular component: membrane. The coding region runs from base 132 to 698 and encodes 188 amino acids. The record is from RefSeq and is a predicted model, not a curated record.
UAAAACUCCCAACAUGCACUGCGUAAUCCUACCUGAAGCUUCUUGUAUUUAAAUACCCUAGAUACGUCUUAAAGACUGAAGAUACAGCGAAGACAAGAGGCUGCAGAACACAGGAGAAAACCCAGAAGGAAAUGGCUUUGGUGAAGAGCGGAUGGCUCUGGAGACAAAGCUCUGUUUUGCGGAGAUGGAAAAAGCACUGGUUUGACCUAUGGCUGGAUGGCGGUUUGGUCUAUUAUCCUGAUGAAAGUCGCCAAAACAUGGAGGAACGGAUCCUACUGACACAUAAUUGUUUGAAUGUCAGGGCCGGGCAAGAGUGUGGAGAUAUUGAGCCUCCGGAGGGAAGUAACCGGGAUUCAUUACUGACAAUAGAGAUGAGGGAUCGCUCCAGGCUGGUGCUGUGUGCAGAGAGUGGGGACGAUGCAGUUGCUUGGAAGUUAGCUUUACCGGACGCAAGAUCCCAGCCGGUCUACAUAUAUAAUCCAUAUGACGACAACUACCACACUGUCGCAGCGAACUCUCAUCAGGCUGUGUACAUCAAUCCUGGCUACUACGAGCAUGGCUACGGUCCCGGAGUGACGCGAGUGAUUGUCAGGGACAACCGUGAUUCGUUAGGCGAACAGAUGGCUCUGGGUUUUCUGGCGGGAGCCUUGACCACCAGCGCUUUCAGUUCCAUCAUGUGGCUUCCCUGCUGGUUUUAGGGGCCCGGGUCUGGCAGAUAAUUGGCUAAAGCAGGCAUGCUCAACCUGUGGCUCUCCAGCUGUUGGGCAUGCUGGGAGUUGUAGUUUUGCAACAGCUGGAGGGCCGCAGGUUGAGCAUGCCUGGACUAAAGCUUUAUCAGUUCGGGGAGCGGUCUAUUCCCAAAUCCAAUUAACCCUUGCAGGUUGUUCGGAAACCUUAGAUGCCAUCAGUCGUCCCACAGGAGAGCAAAACAUAAUGUGCAAUCUGGAGUCCUUAACCCUUUAUUAGACUCUGCGCCACUUUAUUAUAUCCUUUACUGUAGAUGCGAUUGAAUAGUUUACAUUUGGGUUAGAAUUCAAAUGAUCUCCUGUGGCUUUAAGAGGUACUUAAAGGGACGGUGCACAGAAUUGCUUGAAAAUGAUGAAUGUAAAUAUUUAAUUCUGAAAUAAAGCAGACUGAGGAUGUG